AUGCAACUAUAUUUGCUGUUAGGACUUGUUUGCUUCUCAGCAAUCAGCGCUAAAAUAUAUUUCAAGGAAGAGUUUUUGGAUGAUGAGUGGGAAAAAAGAUGGGUAAAGUCGAAACAUAAGGAUGAUUUCGGCAAAUGGGAAAUAUCGCAUGGUAAAUUUUACGGUGAUGCUGUGAAAGAUAAAGGCCUCAAGACAGCACAGGAUGCGAAAUUUUAUUCAAUCGCUGCUGCAUUUGACAAGGGUUUUUCAAACAAGGGUAAAUCGCUGGUUGUCCAAUUUAGUGUUAAGCAUGAACAAGAUAUCGACUGUGGUGGUGGUUACAUUAAGCUGAUGGCAUCAGAUGCAAAUCUAGAAGACUUCCAUGGCGAAACUCCUUAUCAUAUUAUGUUUGGUCCUGAUAUUUGCGGUCCUGGAACAAAAAAAGUCCAUGUUAUAUUCCAUUACAAGGGCAGGAAUCAUAUGAUCAAGAAGGACAUCCGGUGCAAGGAUGAUGUCUUCACGCAUCUUUAUACAUUAAUUGUAAAUUCUGAUAAUACCUAUGAAGUGCAAAUUGAUGGUGAGAAAGUUGAAUCUGGAGAACUGGAAGCAGACUGGGACUUUCUUCCUCCGAAGAAAAUUAAGGAUCCAGACGCAAAGAAACCAGAAGAUUGGGAUGAAAUGGAAUACAUUGAUGAUGAGGAUGACAAGAAACCCGAAGACUGGGACAAACCGGAACACAUUCCUGAUCCUGAUGCAAAGAAACCAGAAGACUGGGAUGAUGAGAUGGACGGAGAAUGGGAGCCACCGAUGGUUGAUAAUCCAGAAUAUAAAGGAGAAUGGAAGCCGAAGCAGAAGAAAAAUCCUGCAUAUAAGGGCAAAUGGAUUCAUCCAGAAAUCGAUAAUCCAGAAUACACUCCAGAUGAUAAUUUGUACCUUUAUGAAGAUAUUGGAGCAAUUGGCUUUGAUUUGUGGCAAGUAAAAUCAGGGACCAUUUUCGAUGACAUUAUUGUGACAGACAGUGUGGAGGAGGCCAAGAAGUUUGGUGAAAAGACCCUGAAGAAAACCAGGGAGGGUGAGAAGAAAAUGAAAGAAAAACAAGAUGAGGAGGAAGAGAAGAAGAGGAAGGAAGAAGAAGAGAAGAAAGAAGAAGAAGAGAAGAAAGAAGAAAAGGAGGAAGAAGAAGAAAUGGGAGAAGGCGAAAAGAAAAAGGAUGGCGAAGAACACGAAGAAUUGUAA
This is a messenger RNA of Acanthocheilonema viteae, 1215 nucleotides long. NCBI's taxonomy places the organism in Eukaryota, Metazoa, Nematoda, Chromadorea, Rhabditida, Onchocercidae. The record is from the annotation of a GenBank genome assembly.